Agelaius phoeniceus (red-winged blackbird) is the source of this 1276-nucleotide messenger RNA. NCBI's taxonomy places the organism in Eukaryota, Metazoa, Chordata, Aves, Passeriformes, Icteridae. The record is from RefSeq and is a predicted model, not a curated record.
AAAUCAUUGACCUCUGCCAAAGAAGUCAUUGGAGCUUUUCUGGGAAAAGAUCUACCUGAGAAAAUGUUCCAAAUCCUCACAAUACUGUUGCUGGAAAUACAGAUCUCCAUGGUUUCAGCUUUAUUUACAGUUGAAGUUCCUCAACAGCUCUACACUGCAGAGUAUGGGAGCAACGUGACCAUGGAAUGCAGAUUCCCUGUGAAUGGCUCAGUGGAUCUAAGACUUCUGACUGUCAUUUGGGAGCAGAAAAGGCAGGGCUUGUUGAAAUCAAAAGAGGUGUGCACCUUCCGCAAUGGGAACGCACUCUGUCCAUCUCAACAUCCUGAUUAUGUAGGAAGAGCAUCACUUCUGCACAGUGAACUGAAGCUGGGACGAGUCAUCCUCCAGAUCACCAAUGUUAAGAUCACAGACGCAGGAUCAUACCUUUGUCUCAUUGACUACCAGGGCGUGGACUACAAAUACAUUGCUUUGGAUGUAAGAGCAUCUUACAAGAGAAUAAAUACUCAAGUAAUGAGAAUACCAGGUGAAGACAAGUUUGUUUUUAUAUGCCAGUCAGAAGGCUUUCCUCUGGCAGAGGUUUUCUGGCAAAAUGAGAACUUCAAUCUCAGCGGAUCUGCAAAUACCACCUAUACACUGACUGCAGAUGGUCUCUACAAUGUCACCAGCAUCCUGACAUUCAAACCAAAUAUGAGUGAGAACUACACAUGUGUCUUCUGGAAUAAAGAACUGAAUGGAGAAACUUCAGGUCACUUUUCCACUUUAGCUUUAAUGAGUACACAGUAUAGUGGACAAAAAUUCCGGAUCUCUUUAAUCAUCCCCAUAUGUGUGACUGUAGCUGUCCUACUCUCUGCACUAAUAAUAUUUCAGAAGAGAAAAUCAUUCAAGAAUGAGCAACCCAAAAAAGACAGGAAAAGAAAACUGAACCCUAAUGCAAAGGAUGAGAACAGUGAUGAUUUUAACUCUCAGACUUAGGCUUUAUACUUGUCAACUGCCACAGCUUCAAGAGACAGUGGGAGUGUAAGUCCGUGAAAAUUCUUCAUCUGCGUGCCAUAAUUUGCACUUUUUCCAUCAGUUUUUGGGGACUUCAAAAGAAAAUUACAGCACUUUAGCCUUAGGAUAAAAAGUGGACACAUGGGGAUGUAUUUACACUGCAGCGAUGGAAAGAUAUGCCUCCUCAGAUACAGUAUCUUCUUGAAGUUACUGAGAACUAUGCUGUCACGAAAUGCGGUUUACCACUGUGGAGAGGUCAGCUGAGAGCAUUUGAUACACUUUACUU